Phyllopteryx taeniolatus (common seadragon) is the source of this 3730-nucleotide messenger RNA. RefSeq lists its product as uncharacterized. Gene Ontology annotation, cellular component: cytoplasm. The record is from RefSeq and is a predicted model, not a curated record. The transcript is spliced from 22 exons. Lineage: Eukaryota; Metazoa; Chordata; Actinopteri; Syngnathiformes; Syngnathidae. The coding region runs from base 362 to 2440 and encodes 692 amino acids. Gene Ontology annotation, biological process: proteolysis. Gene Ontology annotation, molecular function: calcium-dependent cysteine-type endopeptidase activity.
ACUGAAAAAUUACGUUGAGACAUGUUGUUAGUUGUGUGUCAUUCAAGUAAUCUGCAGUAGCUAAUUUGUUUUGUGUGUUAAGAAUAAGUUAUUGCGAAACCUUGAACAAGCCAGAGCAGUUGAAAUAUCUGAUCAUGCAACAACAUGUCAUCCAAAUAAAUGCAGAUUCAAGUGGCUUUUUUGUUUUGUUCUCCCAUAUGGCUACAUUGGUGGCGUUUCUGAGAUUAUUUGCACUGCUGUAGCCUCAAGGAUGCGCUGGUAUUAUGUAAGAGAACAAACCUAACCUUCCCACACAAGCUGAUCCACCUGGACGCAACACAACGCACACACCUUGCCUGCCCUGAGCUCAAUCACUACAGAAAUGCAUUCGCCAGGCGUGUGCAUGACCAUCAUGAAUGCACGUCACCACGGAGAUGGUUACGGGACCGUCAACAACCCCGAAGCAUUUUUCAAACAAGACUACCGAAGUUUGAAAGAGUAUUGUGUCAAUCGGCAACUACGCUACAUCGAUGAAAUGUUCCCCCCCGACAGAAGAUCCAUUGGCAACGAUGUACUAAACCCCUCUGACCUGCAAAAAGUGGAAUGGCACAGACCAGGGAAAUUGGUUCCCAAUCCAUGUUUUGUUGUUGAUGGCAUCUCGAGGUUUGACUUCGGUCAAGGCGCUGUUGGUAACUGCUGGUUUCUUGCAUCUCUGGGUGCACUGACAUUCCAGAGAGUUAUCUUUGAGUAUGUUGUUCCUCUUGAGCAAAACUUUGUUAAGGACUACUGUGGACUGUUUCACUUUCGGUUCUGGAGAUUUGGCAGAUGGGUAGACGUUGUCAUUGAUGACAAGCUCCCAACAAUCAAUGGCAGACUCGUUUUUGUGAACUCCAGAGACCCAACAGAGUUUUGGCCCGCCUUGUUGGAGAAAGCUUAUGCUAAAGUAUGUGGUUCCUAUUCAGACAUGAGUUCUGGAACACCCAAUGAGGCGUUGGUGGACUUCACAGGUGGUGUUCACAUUUCUAUCACGCUGUCAGAGCCUCCCCCGGACCUUUGGGAGCUUAUGUGCAGAGCCAGACAAUUCAAGUCACUGAUGGGAUGUGGCACUCCUCAAGGGGCAACAUCGGCCAACACUGUUUUGCCAAAUGGAUUGGUCCAAGGCCAUGCCUACACCAUCACAGGGGUCAAACAGAUGAUGAGUCGCGGGCAAGCAGUAAACCUGGUGCGUUUGUUAAACCCUUGGGGCAGGGGAGAGUGGAAUGGAAACUGGAGUGAUCGGUCACCUUUGUGGGAAACUGUGAGCCCACAAGAUCGAGCUCUGUGCCUUUCUGUGGUUGACAAUGGGGAGUUUUGGAUGAGCCUGGAAGAAUUUUGUGGAUUUUAUAGUGAUCUUGACAUCUGCUGUAUAUGUCCCGACUUCCUUGAUGAAAACCCGUCCUGCCAUUGGAAGACGUGUUUCUUUGAAGGCAGAUGGCUUGCUGGGAAAACAGCUGGAGGAUGCAUGAAUAACAUUGAGCAGCGCUUCUGGACUAAUCCACAGUAUCGAGCCAAGAUUGACUGUGAAUGUGCUUCCAAACAAGGGGGAAAAAACAUGCUGGUGUCUCUCAUGCAAAAGCCAGACAAAAGAAACAGAGCCCUGGUCAAGAAUCUCCACAUUGGAUUCUCAGUAUUCAAGGUGCCUGAAGAAUUGAAGGCACAUAGAGGGAAGUUUCCAGCAUCUUUCUUCAGCAGAAACAUACCUGUUGUACAGACUAAAAACUACUUAAACGCUCGUGAGGUAAUGGAGCUCGUUAUGUUAGAGCCCGGGGAAUACCUGAUUGUACCAUCAACUUUCAAGCCCAACGAGACUGCCUCCUUCAUCCUGACCAUCCUCUCCAAGGCAAAGGCCCACAUCCAUGAGACUUCUGGUGGGCAAAACUAUGGACAUAAAGAAAUUGAAGAGUCCAGAGCAGCUGACGAUGAUAAGAGAAUAUUGUUCCGGCAAUUAUUUGACAAGUAUGAUGAAGUGGAUGCCGAGCUGCUUCAAAAGCUGCUUAAUGACCAAAUCUUGAAAGGAGACUUGAAAACUGGGGGCUUCAGUAUUGAUGCAUGCCGCAGCAUGAUUGUUAUGAUGAGUACAACUGUCAACGGCAAACUGAAUGCUGGGGAACUAUAUAAUUUGUGGAAGAAGGCUGUCACAUACAAGGAUAUUUUCUUACGUACUGAUGUCUCAGCAAAUGGAACACUUUCACACAAUGAGCUGAGGAAUGCUGCCUUUGCUUUAGGAGUAAGGGUCAGUGACAACAUGUUAAAUAUGUUGGCUGUGCGCUAUGGGAAUUCCUCUGAACAUGUAACACUGGAGAACUUCAUCAGUCUAGCUCUGCGCCUUGUGUGUAUGAAAAAAAUCUUCAAACGUUUUUCUGAUGGAAUGACACUGACGCUUCCUGAAUCUGAGUGGAUGCAAAUUUCGAUGUGUACCUGAAGAGGAAGAUGAUGUGAGAAGAAAACCAAGGCAUAUUGUGAUUGUUAUCAAACAAAGAACAGUGGAAGUAUUUGCUCUAACCAGUCAUUCACCAUGGUGCCAUAACUACGAUAUAUAUUACUAAAUUAACUACUUGUUAAAUGCAAAAUUGUCCUCAAUCGUGAAUAAACAUGCCUUAACAAAUAAGUGUAGCUAUUUUCUUGACAAACUGGUAGAUUAUUUGGAUUAUAGAAAAAUACAUGUGCAGAAUUAUUAGGCAAGUACGGGGUCUCUCUUCUCUCAUUUUUGAGUAUUAUUUUUAUUAAUCUCCAACCACAGUGCUUUAGGUUAAUCAAAAUUGUUAAUAAACCUCAAACAAUAUUUAAGAAAGUAAAAGUAAGGUUUAGGCUUUUUAUUAGGCAAGGUCUGCAGAAUUAUAACACAAUUAAAUAAAAAACAUGUUCGACCACCGUUCCGCAAUAAUAAUAAUAAUAAUAAUAAUAAUGUGGCGGCACGGUGGAGGACUGGUAAGAGCGUCAGCCUCACAGUUCUGAGGACCCGGGUUCAAUCCCCGGCCCCGCCUGUGUGGAGUUUGCAUGUUCUCCCCGUGCCUGCGUGGGUUUUCUCCGGGCACGCCGGUUUCCUCCCACAUCCCAAAAACAUGCAUGAAUUUGAGACUCUAAAUUGCCCGUAGGCAUGACUGUGAGUGCGAAUGGUUGUUUGUUCCUAUGUGCCCUGCGAUUGGCUGGCAACCAGUUCAGGGUGUACCCCACCUCCUGCCCGAUGACAGCUGGGAUAGGCUCCAGCACGCCCGCGACCCUAGUGAGGAGAAGCGGCUCAGAAAAUGGAUGGAUGGAUGGAUAAUAGUGUGGCACGGUGGACGACUGGUUAGAGCGUCUGCCUCACAGUUCUGAGGACUGGGUUUCAAUCCCCGGCCCCGCCAGUGUGGAGUUUGCAUGUUCUCCCCGUGCCUGCGUGGGUUUUCUCCGGGAACUCCGGUUUCCAUCCCCAAAACAUGCAUGCUAGGUUAAUUCAAGACUCUCUGUUGGUGUGAAUGUGAGUGCAAAAGUUUGUUUGUUUAUAUGUGCCCUGCGAUUGGCUGGCAACCAUUUUUCUGAGCACUCAAGGUCGGCUUACAAAACUGAUAAAAACAACAUCACACCAAAUGCAGUGGAUAAAUACAGAUAAAAAUGGAAUGUAACAGAAACUGUAGAUAACAGUGGCACUUUUUGACAAAUAAGAUUUUGAUCUCUUCGCCUAACUUUCUUGCUGGCUAUUUAAUCUGUGAAUGAGUCACCGGAAUAUAUAAAG